GAACUGUGAAGAUGUCAAUGAAUCCGGAAGAACAACAACAUCAAUGCCAAAUAAAAUGGAAGGAGAAAGACAUCAAUGACUGGCUUCCUAUCACUAAAUCCAGGAACGCAAAGUGGUGGUACUCUGCUUUUCACAAUGUCACUGCUGUUGUUGGAGCUGGUGUGCUGGGUUUCCCAUACGCCAUGUCAGAGCUAGGAUGGGGUUGGGGCGUUACAAUAUUGCUCCUUUCAUGGAUUUGCACUCUGUACACUGCAUGGCAAAUGAUUGAGAUGCACGAGCCUGAACCGGGAAAGAGGUUUGACAGGUAUCAUGAAUUGGGGCAGCAUGCGUUCGGGGAAAAGCUUGGGCUGUGGAUUGUGGUGCCUCAGCAACUAAUGGUUGACGUUGGCAUAAAUAUAGUUUAUAUGAUCACUGGUGGGAAUUCUCUAAAGAAGAUUUACGAUAUUCUCUGUGAUGACUGUGAGCCCAUUAGGAGAACUUACUUCAUCAUGAUAUAUGCCUGUGUUCAAAUCGUUCUAUCUCACCUCCCUAGUUUCAACUCCAUUGCUGGUGUUUCUUUUGCUGCCGCUGUCAUGUCCGUCGGCUACUCCACUAUUGCGUGGAUAACUUCACUUCACAGGGGCGUUCAACAAGGCGUGAAAUAUAGUAGCAGAUUUUCAAGCGAUGCAGAAAGCGUAUUUGGGUUCUUUGGCGCUUUGGGGACUAUAGCUUUUGGGUAUGCUGCGCACAGUGUAAUUUUGGAGAUCCAAGCAACCAUUCCUUCCACGCCUGAAAAGCCCUCCAAGAUAGCCAUGUGGAGAGGCAUGGUUGUUGCUUAUGCUGUAGUGGCUCUUUGUUAUUUCCCUGUUGGUAUCCUUGGUUACUGGGCUUUUGGAAACACUGUUGAAGACAACAUCCUUCUGUCCCUUGAGAAACCACGUUGGCUCAUUGUAGCUGCUAAUAUUUUUGUUGUUGUCCAUGUAACUGGGAGCUAUCAGGUCUUUGGCGUUCCGGUGUUUGAUAUGUUAGAAUCGUUCAUGGUAAAAUGGAUGAAGUUCAAGCCAACAUGGUUCCUUCGAUUCAUAACUCGCAAUACAUACGUUUUGUUUACAUUGUUCAUUGGUGUUACAUUUCCUUUCUUUGGUGGGCUUCUGGGCUUCUUUGGGGGAUUUGUCUUUGCUCCAGCCUCAUACUUUCUCCCCUGCAUAAUGUGGCUUGUCCUAUACAGACCAAAGAUAUUUAGCUGGUCUUGGUGUGCAAAUUGGUUUUGCAUCGUUUGUGGAGUGUUAUUAAUGGUAUUAGCUCCUAUCGGUGCAUUGAGGCAGAUCAUACUAGAAGCCAAGGACUACAAAUUUUACUCGUGACCUCUUUCCCCGUUUAGAGUAUUAAGCGCAUUUCCAAUGGCAUUG
Messenger RNA from Glycine soja, 1388 nucleotides. Its product is annotated as lysine histidine transporter 2-like. The transcript has 7 exons. The coding region runs from base 12 to 1343 and encodes 443 amino acids. NCBI's taxonomy places the organism in Eukaryota, Viridiplantae, Streptophyta, Magnoliopsida, Fabales, Fabaceae. The record is from RefSeq and is a predicted model, not a curated record. Gene Ontology annotation, cellular component: plasma membrane.